Myripristis murdjan (pinecone soldierfish) is the source of this 924-nucleotide messenger RNA. RefSeq names its product G2/M phase-specific E3 ubiquitin-protein ligase-like. NCBI's taxonomy places the organism in Eukaryota, Metazoa, Chordata, Actinopteri, Holocentriformes, Holocentridae. The transcript has 5 exons. The record is from RefSeq and is a predicted model, not a curated record. The coding region runs from base 1 to 924 and encodes 307 amino acids. Gene Ontology annotation, molecular function: ubiquitin-protein transferase activity.
AUGGUGGUCCGUAUGUUCUGCUUUAUCCUGACGGCACACGGGGUGGACCAGCUAUCAAUUUCUGAGGUAAUUGAAAACCUUGCACUAGAGAUUGACCAUCAAGCUGUCAGCAGAUUCAACAUCUGUCGCUCUGACAUCUGGGAUGGAGCAGUCAGAGGAUUCAGAAGGGCAACAUUUUCUGAAAAGAAAGACAUCCUGGUGAAAUUCACUGAUGAUGAAGGGAGGUUUGAGGAAGGUCUGGAUGCAGGUGGCCCUAAGAGGGAAUUCCUUUCCCUUCUUAUGAAAGAACUGAACAAACGGCCCAUAUUUGAUGGACCUGUGGAGAGCCGCUACCUGGUCUAUAAUUCAACAGCUAUCGAAGAGGAUGAGUACUAUUUAGCAGGGAAGAUGAUAGCUGUGUCCAUUGUACAUGGCGGACCUGGUCCUAAUUUUCUAUCAGAGGAUCUGGUCAGCUACAUCUCAGGGCAGACCAGUUUCAAGGCAUCUGUAGUAGACAUUACAGAUGAGGAGAUAGGGAAAGUCCUACAAGAGAUUCUGAAUGCACCGUCAUUGGACAUCCUUCAGGACUUGAUGGUAAGGAACAGCGCCAUGUUGCAGACUGCUGGGUGCUUCAGGCAUGUCAGGUCAUGUGACGAACAAAAAAAGAUUGUAGAGGAGUACCUGAAGUGGUACAUCAUCCACAGGAACAGCACUGCAAUCGAAAGAUUUAAGGCUGGACUUGAAAGUCUGCAGUUUCUGAAAGCUCUGCAGCAGCAUCCAAGGGUCCUGACCCCUGCUCUCUGUCAUGCUGAUGUGAAGCUGUCUGCUGCAGAGAUGGAAAAUCUGUUCCUGCCUGAGCUUAGUCAAAAGGGAAGCAACAGGAGGGCUCAGGAAGAAAAAGCUAUGAGUUACUGGGCGGACUAUCUUCUGGAUUGUGAAGGUUAG